Molecule: messenger RNA, 1223 nt
Organism: Camellia sinensis
Lineage: Eukaryota; Viridiplantae; Streptophyta; Magnoliopsida; Ericales; Theaceae
Source: RefSeq, a predicted model, not a curated record
GGCAGGCACACGCAGUCGUCGUAGCGGCUGAUGAUGGAUUCAUUAAUUAUUCGAUGAGAGAGGAGAUCGGUUGGCUUGUUUUCGUGGUUGACUGGUGUGGUGGUACAGAGAGGAGAGAGGAGAGGGAGAAAAUAUGUUAUUGCAAGCUUCAAGCUUUUCGAGUGGCGUGGUUUGCCAUAGAUGGUCACACUUGAGGAACCGCAGGAGUUUCAUUUCCGACUACGGCCUUCUCGGAAGAAAGACCAAAGCUUCUUCUGGUCCUCCUCCUCGGACGACUUUCGUAUGUGUCACUUUUGAAAUUGAUGAAAUCGCCCACAACAAGGUUCUCAUUUCAGCGGCUGUAUCCGCAACAAUUGGGCAGCUGUCAAAGCCUUUCACUUCUGCCAUCCUUUAUGGCAACAGCAACAAUUUUGAUUUUAAGACAGUCUUUCGGUCUGGAGGGUUCCCUUCUACCCAUUCCUCCGUAAUGAAUACUUUGUCACCACGUAUUCAUUCCUCUGCAGCUGUGGCCACCGCGAUGUCCCUUGGCUUUGAACGGUGGGUAAAAUUGGUAAAAUGCUGCAUUUCCGUUGUGCCCUCCCGAAGAGGUCUUUCGGAUGCAGUUUUUGGUUUAGCAGUUGUUUAUGCUAGCCUUAUCAUGUAUGACGCUCAGGGAGUGAGAAGGGAAGUGGGCAUUCAUGCAAAGGCAUUAAACAGGGUUUUGCUCCAGAACUCAGCUUCUUCGAAUGAUGCCGAUGAUUUGAUUGAUUCUCAACCUAGAAAAUCAUCCUCAAAUUUAGAAAGUUUUGGGCCUUUGUUCUUGGAGGAAGCAGAUACCUUUCAAGCAAAACAGACAAACGCUAAACUAUUACUUAGAUCUGAGAAUCGAAAGAGUCAAAGUGGUAUCCUGAUUUCAUCUAGCUUACCAUCUAAUGUUGAAGGAGAAUCCAAAAAAAUUGCAAAUAGUUGGGCCAUGCUAAAAGAAUCUGUUGGCCACAAUGAGAUUGAAGUGAUAGCAGGUGCCUUGUUGGGACUAUUUGUUAGUUUUGCAGUUUAUACCCUGACAUGAUUUUCUUUCCUGCCUGUUGUUUUUGUUUAUUGUAAUAUUUGGCACUCAGUUCAAAGAUUAUUGUAACCAAUAGCCAACUAUCCUUAAGCUUUAGUGGCACUCAGUUCAAAAUUACUGUAACCAAAAGCCAGCUAUAUAUCCUCUAGCUUUGGUUGCACCCGUUUAAGGAUGGCAA